Messenger RNA from Pistacia vera, 1443 nucleotides. RefSeq names its product lysine histidine transporter-like 8. The record is from RefSeq and is a predicted model, not a curated record. Bases 1 to 1443 code for a protein of 480 amino acids. NCBI's taxonomy places the organism in Eukaryota, Viridiplantae, Streptophyta, Magnoliopsida, Sapindales, Anacardiaceae. The transcript is spliced from 5 exons. Gene Ontology annotation, cellular component: plasma membrane.
AUGAGUGAAUUCGAGAUAGGUUCAGCUCAUGUGGCAAUAACACCAGGAAGCCAAUUAAUCUCCUCGAUUCCAAGGUUCAUUCCGGGUCCUUUAAGUAGCCCUGAAAGAUACGCUCUUGGUCUCAUAAACCAUCGGUUUCAGGAUGGUUUGCUUCCCAUCUCAGAGUCAAGAAAUGGCAACAAAUACUAUGCUGCCUUUCAUACUUUGUGCUCUGGAAUUGGAGUCCAAGCUCUUCUUCUCCCUGUGGCUUUCACUACCCUUGGCCCGACAUGGGGUGUAAUCAGUUUAUGUGUAGCAUUCUUGUGGCAGCUAUUUACCAUAUGUUUGCUUCUCCAGCUCCACGAAACAUCCGACACUCGAAUCCGCUAUAGCAGAUACAUUCAAGUCUUCAAUGUUGCCUUUGAUAAUAAGGUGGGGAAGAUGGUAGUGUGGUUAUCAAUUAUGUUUCUAUCUGGUAGCACAUGUCUUGCUCUGAUUGUCAUAGGUGGCUCAACCUUGACACAUUUUAUGCACUCCAUCUGCAACAUUCAAGCAUUAUCAACUGUGGAAUUGUAUCUGAUCUUUACUUGUGCAGUUGUGAUAGUAUCACAACUGCCUAACUUGAAUUCUCUAGCGUAUGUUUCUUUUGUUGGAGCCAUUACAGCAGUUGGGUAUUGCUCAUUCAUUUGGGUAGUGUCCGUGGCCACGGGUCCUAUUGCUCUUGUUUCAUAUGAACCAGUAAGGGCCGGCUCUCAAAUUGAACAGAUGGUCAGUGUGGUUAAUGCGCUUGGGAACAUUGCUUUUGCUUUUAGAGGCCAUAAUCUCAUCCUCGAGAUUCAAGCCACCAUGCCUUCAGAUGAGAAAUAUUUUUCGCAAGUGCCAAUGUGGAAAGGAGUGGUGACUGCAUAUUCAAUCAUACUUUUCUGCAUAUUCCCUGUUGCAAUUGGUGGCUACUGGGCUUAUGGUAAUAAGAUAGCAAACGUUGAAGGGAUGCUAUGUGCCUUAUACAAGUUCCAUUCACAUGAUGUGUCACAAUUUAUGUUGGGUCUUAUAAGCGUUUUCAUCGUAAUUAAUGCAUUAACCUCCUUCCCAAUCUAUGCCAUGCCCACUUUCGAUAACAUGGAGUCUAAUUACACUAGCAGAACGGAGAGGCCGUGCCCAUGGUGGCUCAGGGUGUCAUUCCGAGCUCUGUUUGGAUUUGGAUGUUUCGUUACUGCAGUGGCAAUGCCAAUUUCAGGCGGGAUAGUUUGUUUGGCAGGAAGUAUGACAUUGCCAGUCACAUUGUCAUAUCCAUGCUUCAUGUGGCUCAAGAUUAAGAAGCCAAGAAAGUAUACAACACUAUGGUGGCUCAACUGGGGACUUGGGCUUCUGGGCAUGGGAUUUAGUUGUUUGUUGGUUGCAUCUGGGAUUCACCUUGUCAUCCACACAGGCAUUCAAGCAAACUUCUUUAAGCCUCGGGAAUAA